CUGACAGCUAACUGUGAAAACAAGUGGAGGCGAAAAUGAGGAAAAACAAAGGGAAAACCAAUACAAUUGAGAAAGAGUUUGUGUUUGAGUUCAAGGCAGGAAAACAUCACUGUGUCCUCAAAGUGCCGCUUAAGUUUCCCCUCAAAGAAAAUGUCAGUGAUCUUCAUGGCCGAAUCAUGCUGCUUCAUAGAAUCCCCUGUUUCGUGGAAACUGACUUGAAAAACAGACUCGGCAGUUUCAUUGAGAGUGAAACAUUGGCGGAUUAUGAUCGGGACGCAGAAGCAGCCCUUCAGAAACUCACUUCUGGAGAGGUCGACAUCAACAAACUUACAAACUUAUGGGCUAAAGCCUAUUCUGAGACGACACUGGAACAUGCCCGUCCCGAAGAAGCCAGCUGGGAUGAGGAUUUUGCAAGUGUCUAUCAUGAACUGAUUCACUCUCCAGCCUCCGAGACGCUUCUCAACCUGGAGCAUAAUUACUUCGUCAGUGUCUCCGAGCUCAUCAGCGAAAGAGACAUGGAGCUCAAGAAGCUUCAGGAGAGGCAGGCUGUUGAGAUGAAUAAAGUAAUGCAGGAGUUGGGAAAGACCCUGUGUGAUCAGGAUGUAAAUACUGUGGCUGCCCAACACUUCGAAGCACAGCAAGUGCUCGAGAGUAAGUGGGCCAGUGAACUGAAACAAGUCACAGGUAUCCAGAAACAAGAGUACCAGGAAUGGGUGAUGAAACUCCACCGGGACCUGCAGAACCCCAAUAACAGCACGAUAAACGAGGAGAUCAAGGUGCAACCGGGUCAGCUUGGAGAGGCUGGAGAAGCGGCAGAUCGACUCUUCGAGGAGCAGCGACAGCUGGAGGAGAGCUUCACCAUCCACUUAGGGGCUCAGCUGAAGACCAUGCACAAUCUCCGUCUGGUGCGAUCUGAUGUUCUGGACUUCUGCAAGCAUCGGCGGCACAGCAGCAGCGGGGUAAAGUUAAGACGACUGCAAACUGCACUUUCACUCUACUCCACAUCUCUCUGCGGACUAGUGCUGCUAGUCGACAACAGGGUCAACUCAUACAGCGGCAUCAAGAGAGACUUUGCAACUGUGUCUCAGGAGUGCACAGAUUUCCACUUCCCUCGAGUGGAUGAGCAGCUGGAGAUCGUCCAGCAGGUGGUGCUGUACGCACGGGCUCAGCGCAACAGCAAACAGAGAGAGCAGCCCGAGAUGCCAAGAAAUGGAGGAAAUGAAGACAAAAAUAAGAUCCUUGACAGAAAUUCCUCCAAUAUCCUCCAAGGUGAAUUCUACAUCACUCGCCACUCCAACCUGUCCGAGGUUCAUAUCGUGUUUCACCUUUGUGUGGAUGAUAAUGUACGUUCAGGGAACAUCACAGCCCGAGACCCGGCCAUCAUGGGUCUGAGGAACAUCUUGAAAGUCUGCUGCACCCAUGACAUCACCACCAUCACCAUCCCACUGCUGCUGGUACAUGACAUGUCUGAGGAGAUGACUAUUCCCUGGUGUCUGAAACGUGCUGAGCUGGUCUUCAAAUGUGUGAAAGGUUUUAUGAUGGAAAUGGCCUCGUGGGAUGGCGGAAUCUCCCGAACUGUUCAGUUUCUUGUUCCACAGAGUAUCUCAGAAGAGAUGUUUUACCAGCUGAGCAACAUGCUUCCUCAGAUCUUCAGAGUCUCCUCCACGCUCACACUAACAUCCAAACGCUAAACAAACCACAAAAAAAAAGUCAUGUAACUGGAAAUACGAAGCACACCUCAUCAAUUUAGCUUCCUAAUUUCCAGAAAAAUCAUAAGCUGUUUUGAUUGACACACCAUAAUUCUGAUGAUUCCACCGACAAAUGUUGAGGUUUUCGCUCCUGCCGCAUUAGAAACCGGUAAUGCCAACACAAGCUGUGUUGUGGUGCUGCAUUGCAGUCGACACCUUUCCUCGGCCCCCCAGGUGUCGUGUUUUCUCUCCACAGACAGCAGGUGGCGCUGUAUCCGGUGGCGUUUUACACGUAGUUUGAGGUAACCAAAGCUGCUGAUUCCAAAUGUCAAACGAAACCAUCCUUCCAAGCUUUCUAAGUGAUUUAGCAUGUGUUUGUGUAUUAGGUGCCAGUUGUAAGCCUUGGCAUGUGUGCAGUUAUAUUUGAACUGCGUAAUCUUUGGAAAGUGGGGCAUUUGAAAACCGUAUCGUGUUUUCAUUGUAAAUCAAACCUGUUUGCGUCAUGUUUUUGAACUGUGGUAACAUUGAUUAGGCCAGUAAGGAAGUUUAAAAUAAAUAAAUAAAUAAAUAAAUAAAUAAAUAUAUAUAUAUAUAUAUAUAUAUAUAUAUAUAUAUAUAUAUAUACACACACAAAAAAAAUAUUUUUUUAUGAGCAUCUACUAACAAAAUAAGCAUAUCAGCUACUUACUGUUAAGUCUUUUGUUGGGUUUUCUCCUAAUGAGGAUAUUAACAUAUGAAGUAGGGGUUAAAGCAUUUGCAUCUGUAUUAGCCUUUUGUCUGAUACUGCUGACAUGCUAAUUACGUGUUUAUUUGCUAAAUGUCAAUGCUUUGUAAAUACAGUGCUCUUCA
This is a messenger RNA of Danio rerio (zebrafish), 2537 nucleotides long. RefSeq names its product FERRY endosomal RAB5 effector complex subunit 3 (gene ferry3). The record is from RefSeq and is marked provisional. Lineage: Eukaryota; Metazoa; Chordata; Actinopteri; Cypriniformes; Danionidae.